AUGAAUACUGGAGAAGAGUUAUCUUUAAAAAAAUGGCGACCACCAACAAUUAUGAUGCUUCCGGAUGAUCUGAUAUUAAACUGUUUAGCCCGCGUCUCAAGAUUAUACUACCCAACUCUUUCCUUAGUUUCCAAGAAAUUUCGUUCUAUCCUCACUUCAACGGAGCUUUACCAAACCCGAACUCUUUUAGGCCGCACCGAGAACUGUCUCUACGUAUGCUUACAAAGCCGUAACGACUAUAAAACACUACGUUGGUUUACUCUUUGUCUGAGACCAAAUAGCUCCAAAAAAGUAUUGGUGCCGAUCUUUUACCUUGAUUCUCCCUAUACAUCAAGGUCAAAUGUUGCAAUGCUUGGUUCUGAUAUUUACGUCAUUGGCGGAGAUAAGAAUUAUUCGUCUAACGUCAUGGUCAUUGACUGUCGUUCUCACACAUUGCGUGAGGCACCAAGCACGCAAGUGGCACGUGUGUUCCCAUCUGCUUGCGUUGUCGAUGAAAAAGUAUUCGUACUUGGAGGCCGCGAAAAUCUCGAUUCAACGAAUUGGUUAGAAGUUUUUGAUACAAAAACCCAAACUUGGGAGUUUUUACAGAUCCCUAGCAAAAAGUUAUGUAGUAGCUUUAGGUACAAUAGUGUUGGGUAUGAAGGAACUAUCUAUGUGAGGUCCAACUACUUACAAGACACUUAUAAACUGCACAAAGGUAGAUGGAGAACAGCAGACUUAGCAAUAGAUACUGGAUGGACUCUUGCAUCAUCUUAUUGUGUGAUAGAGAAUGUGUUCUACCGUUACAAAAACAUGACGAUCGAUUGGUAUGAUCACAAAGAAAAGUUAUGGACAACUUUGAAAGGUUUGGAAAAAUUGCCUACUUGUCCUCGUAUUCGUAAUGGUACAUUGGUGGAUUAUGGAGGGAAAAUGGUGGUUUUGUGGGAAGAGUAUGUGUAUGAUAAGAACCACGAAUACGAAAAGACAAUUUGGUGUGCGGAAAUUGCGAUUGAAAGACGCCAAAACGGAGAGAUUUGGGGGACGAUAAACUGGUUUGACGUUGUCUUUACAACCAAUGAGCCAUAUAGUUUAGUGCAUGCUCUUGCUACUAGUACCAUUUGA
Molecule: messenger RNA, 1101 nt
Organism: Camelina sativa (false flax)
Lineage: Eukaryota; Viridiplantae; Streptophyta; Magnoliopsida; Brassicales; Brassicaceae
Source: RefSeq, a predicted model, not a curated record